AUGGGUAUGGUUUCUGCCAUCUUCCUGGUGCUCAUCACCAUCCUUUUGCCACCUAUCGGUGUCUAUGCAGUCGCAGGAUGCGGUGCAGACCUCUUUAUCAACAUUUGCUUGACGCUACUUGGAUACAUACCUGGCCACAUUCACGCUUUCUAUCUCGAGUACGUCUACUACGAUCGAAAGGAGCAGGCUCGUGAAGGUCGAUUCACUGCUGCGCGAGCUCCAGGUGUCUACAGCGAGCGCGUACAGAGUGGUGGACAAGGUUACGGCACCAUUGUUCAACCUGUCAACUAA
Messenger RNA from Mollisia scopiformis, 291 nucleotides. RefSeq lists its product as uncharacterized. Gene Ontology annotation, cellular component: membrane. The coding region runs from base 1 to 291 and encodes 96 amino acids. The record is from RefSeq and is a predicted model, not a curated record. The transcript has 3 exons. Lineage: Eukaryota; Fungi; Ascomycota; Leotiomycetes; Helotiales; Mollisiaceae.